GGUUAACAUGGCAACACCUUGUACGAAGAAUAAAUCGUAAUAUAUUUUUAGAGGACCUUUUCGGUGACGGACAUACCAUCUAUGAUAGCGACAACGCGUUGGCUUCAUCACUCAACUCGGUGAUAUCUUUCAAACAAUGAUGGUUUGGUGGAUUCCCAGCCCACUGCAGCCUCGUCCGUCAAUCACCUCCAAAAAUAGAAGAGAAGCAGUCUGAUAGCACCACUCUCUCUCUCUGAGUGGUGUGGGUAUGUGUGUGGAUACGGCUCGACUGCUGUGACACUAAUACCAAGUGCAAUCAGAAAGCAUGCAGCAGAAUUCCCAGUGAGAAGAAGAGGAACCUUUAACCACUGAAAAGUCCAAGCCAAACAUUGUCCACGAAACAAUGGCUGGUUCUUUCCUGAGUGCUCACCGCUGCCCCCAAGUGGACCUGCCGCUGCAUCGCGGCACUCAGAUGCCACCGCCGCGUUUGACCAGCUCUUGUCUCAUCGCUUCCUCGUCCAACUCCGGCGAGGAAGACGAGCGAGGAAGCGGCAGCGACUGGUCGGAAGACGACCUGUCCCUUCACUUCUCUGCAUCGGUCAUCAGCCCGUCCAGUGACGAAGAGUCUGAUCCGGAAAGCGGCGUUCGAUGCGUGACUCAAGGCAAAUGUCCGAUUCAAGUCAAAAAGCUAUUUUGCCCCACUGUCCAUCACCGCUCAGAUCUGUUGCUACGGCAACAUAGCAUGCCAGCGACCCCUCAAAGCGGCGGAGGAACCCGCCAAGGCGACAACUCGGCACCACAACGACUACGGAAAUCCUUCUCUUUGGAUGAAAGCAAAACCAAGAUGGCCUCCUGCAUCAUCAACAGUGUCCUGUCCAAGAAGAUGCAGGAGCAGUUUGUCUCCUCAGAGGCUCAAAACUCUUCAGCCGGAAGGGCGGAGGAAGAUGUGCUUCAAAAUACACACACCUUCUCCGCCAGCAGAGCUCCGACAACCGUCCGGGUCUUUGGUCGGGAGGACAAACCACGUCCAAAUUUGCAAGUUCUACAUGGAAAUAAUAAGGCUUCCACAGGACAUGUGACCAAGAUGGCUGCCUGUUUCUCCAGAGUCAAGUUCAUCCCAGUUAGGAAUGUGAAGGAUCUUGCCGUUAAACCUGCAGAGUCCAGCCAAACGGAAAGAACCAGAACCCACGUCAGUGACCAGGCUGCUACGUCCUUUCCUCAGCAGACUGUCACUGCCCAGGAACAGAACUGCAUUCUGGGAGUGUCCUCACGUCAUGUCCCUGGUGUUUAUACUGCCUUGCCCACUUCGUGGUACCCUCACCUGGGCCAGGUACGCACCACCCAGACCCUCCCAUCAUCUAUGAGCUCCACCCACACCAUCCCACCAUCUAAGAGAUCUAUCCAGACCCUCCCUCCACCCAUGAGCUCCACCCACACCCUCCCUCAAUCCAUGAGAUCCACCCACACCUUCCCUCCAUCCACGAGCUCCACCCACACCCUCCCUCCAUCCAUGAGCUCCACCAACACCUUCCCUCCAUCCAUGAGCUCCACCCACACCCUCACUCCAUCCAUGAGUUCCACCCACACCCUCCCUCCAUCCAUGAGCUCCAUCCACACCCUCUCUCCACCCAUUAGCUCCACCCACUCCCUCCCUCUAUCCAUGAGUUCCAACCACACGCCCCCUCCAUCCAUGAGCACAAUCCACACCCUCCCUCCACCCAUGAGCUCCACCCACUCCCUCCCUCCAUCCAUGAGCUCCCCCCACACCCUCCCUCCAUCCAUGAGUUCCAUCCACACCCUCCCUCCAUCCAUGAGUUUCACCCACUCCCUUCAUCCAUCCAUGAGUUCCACCCACAUGCUCCCUCCACCCAUGAGCUCCAUGCACACCCUCCCUCCGCCCAUUAGCUCCACCCACUCCCUCCCUCUAUCCAUGAGUUCCAACCACACUCUCCCUUCAUCUAUGAGUUCCAUCCACACCCUCCUUCCAUCCAUGAGUUUCACCCACUCCCUUCAUCCAUCCAUGAGUUCCACCCAAACCCUCCCUCCAUCCAUGAGCUCCACCCACACCCUCCCUCCAUCCAUUAGCUCCACCCAUAUCCUCCCUCCAUCCAUGAGCUCCACCCACACCCUCCCUCCAUCCAUGAGCUCCACCCACACCCUCCCUCCAUUCAUUAGCUCCACCCAUAUCCUCCCUCCAUCCAUGAGCUCCAUCCACACCCUCCCUCCAUCCAGGAGUUCCACCCACACGCUCCUUCCAUCCAUGAGCUCCACCCACGCCCUCCCUCAAUCCAUGAGUGCCACCCACACCCUCCCUCAAUCCAUGAGUUCCACCCACACCCUCCCUCAAUCCAUUAGCUCCACCCAUACCCUCCAUCCAUCUAUGAGCUCCAUUCAGACCCUCCCUCAAUCCAUGAGCUCCUUCCACACCCUCCCUCCAUCCAUUGGCUUCAUCUACACCCUUCUUCCAUCUACGAGCUCCACCCACACCCUCCAACCGUCCAUGACCUCGAUCCAGAGAUCUCAGCCUGAAGAAGUCGCUGGCCUCAGCCUCUUCAGUAGCUCCGCCCCCGGACACCUGAUGUUUGAUCCUAAACACCAGCAGUACUUUAGUGUGCAGAAGAAGAUGCUGAUUGACCUGGAAACAGGUCAAUACAUCCAGGUCGUUCUACCUGCGCCGAUCUUCAGUGCGGACAACACGGACCCCGUCACCCGGACCCCCCCUCUACUUCCUGCCGUGCACGUGCACCCGCUGCACGCCAGCACGCUCAUCUGGCCGAGUCAGCAAUAUUACAGACAGGAAAAGGCAAGCCAGUGAAGAUAUUUACAGUCCAAACUGAAAUGCAUGAGACAUUCUGCAUGCUAAAGUGAUGUCACCUAUCUACAUGAUUGGAUGAUUCAUCAAAGUGACCACUAGGGGGCUCACAGUACUAAUACACAACAUGCAGUACAUUUGUACUAUUUGCACACAAGAAGUAUACUGUAGUGUUAUUUCAUGUUCUUU
Entelurus aequoreus (snake pipefish) is the source of this 2980-nucleotide messenger RNA. RefSeq names its product mucin-5B-like. The record is from RefSeq and is a predicted model, not a curated record. The coding region runs from base 383 to 2794 and encodes 803 amino acids. NCBI's taxonomy places the organism in Eukaryota, Metazoa, Chordata, Actinopteri, Syngnathiformes, Syngnathidae. The transcript is spliced from 6 exons.